Molecule: messenger RNA, 2971 nt
Organism: Nymphaea colorata (pocket water lily)
Lineage: Eukaryota; Viridiplantae; Streptophyta; Magnoliopsida; Nymphaeales; Nymphaeaceae
Product: protein gamma response 1
Exons: 6
Coding region: 807-2330 (507 amino acids)
Biological process (GO): DNA double-strand break processing involved in repair via single-strand annealing; double-strand break repair via homologous recombination
Cellular component (GO): site of double-strand break
Molecular function (GO): double-stranded DNA binding; flap-structured DNA binding; double-strand/single-strand DNA junction binding
Source: RefSeq, a predicted model, not a curated record
UUGGGCUUCUUUCUCUCUCCUAUCGUGAGCUUUCUCAUAGGGUUUUCAGGUUUCGAACGGCCACCUCCGGCCUCCCCUGACGGCUGGCCGCACGCCGGAGCGGCGAACCAGGAGUGGAGGUGCCGAAAACCGUUGGGGGGUUUUAUCAUACUUUUUUCACACCUUUUCGAGUCCCUUUGUUCUUUGAUCGCGCCCCUUUUCUUCUUAUUAGAUCCUUCAAGGGUGCAGGGCCAAACAUUGGCUAGUUUCUGAUUUGAUCUGUUCGUUUUCUAUUUUGUCUUGGGAACGAAGGUUUUUUCCGAGUUCAGAAGCAGCGGUGAACAAAAAUGUGUUCAGAGGAACUGGAUGGAAAAAGCAACAGAAGCAAAUGCACUUGAACCUCAAGAAGGAAAAAAGCAUGUGCAGAAGAGAAACAUUGGUAAGGCAACUGACGGCAAAGAAUAAGAUAAAGCUCCUUUGAGGUCUGUGAACGUAAACAGACGAGGCAGGGAACACAAAGAAUCAAAGAUUUCCGGUGUUCCGGACAUAAAAGAAAGAGAGGGGUUGCCCCAAGGAAACAAGAGGCUCCGACAGUCUAAACAGGUAGCAGAGAAACGGAAGCAAUCGGUAGCAAAGACAGAAGCAAAAACAGAUGACCGAGCUUUGUGUACAUGGUGAUGAUCAUGGCGAAGCAUUUUCAGGGAGAGCCUAAGGGCAUAUGAAAGGGUUUCACACUGUUCCACCAUUGCUGUUUCAUGUAAAAAAAAAAUGCAAAAUAUGAAACGAUUCCAAUUGCCUAACUGAGUUGUCCUUUGUUGCCUUCACACAUGGGAUUAUCCUCAGAGAACUGUUCUCCUUUUGAUGUUUUUGAUUCUGAUGAAUUCCCCAAGUAUUUCAGUGGCCUUAGCACGUUGCUGGUUGCUACUAUUCAAGAGCUGAAAGAUCGAAUUUCUCAGAUAGAAUUCAUUUUCUGCAGCCAAUUGUUCCCUAAUUUUCAAACUGAACUUAGCAAAUAUAGGAGCUUGAAGGAAAGGUUAUGUCAGGCUAAGAAGGAUGCAGAAGCUGACUGGAAGCAGAAAGAGGACUCUUUACUGCUGUUAAUUGAGGAUCUUAGAAGAGAAAAACAGGAGGCACUUGAUCAGAUUCCUCAGAUCCAAGCGUCUUUUGAGCAAGAUAAGGCAGUUUUAGUGGAAAAUUUUAAGGCUGAGAAGGAAAAAUUAUUACAAGUACAUGAAGCAGAGAAAAACCAUUUAUUAUCCCAAGCAAAAGGUCUGCAGAUGAAUCUAGAUGCUGCUGGGUUCAGAGAACUGCAGCAGAAGGUAGAAGAAGUUGAUGGUGGAAAGGAAGUGCAGAAGAAACUACAGCAACAGAUCAAAGAGGAAGAAGAGGAGUUAAAAUGCAGAGAACUGAAUCUAAAUAGUAUCCAAUCAAAGUUGUUAAAUGAGCAGCGAACAGCAGAACUUGUUCUUCGUAAAUUUAAACGAUUGAAGAAGAUGUACUUCAAUUUAAGGUAUCAGUAUGAGAUACUUAUUAGCAGGUCUGGUUUUGUCGCUGAAAGUGAGCUCCCCUGCCAGGAAAUGGAAGAUGAAUUUGGUUUUCUGUCCAACCCUACAAACUCACCUUAUUCUAAUGAUGGAGACUCUAGUACGAGUGCUAGUCCAUGUGAUGAAAACAAAGUGAAAGAUAUCCAAUUUGUGACAAAAGAAUUGGAAAACGUUAAAAAUUCUGAUAAAUUGGGGAAUCCUGUUGCCCCGUGUUUGAGCAACAAAACUUCUUUUCAUCAACCACAGAAACGUCCAGUGAGAGUACGAGCAGAAAUCCCUGCUGGUCUGAAGCGUUCCAACAUAUCAUGGAGGAACACCCGAUCUCGGCAAGGACCUGGAGGAGCUGAUCCACAUGAUGACUUCCUUGACACACCAAUGGAGCAUAUUCGGGAGAAUCUGAAGAAAGUUUCUUCUUGUAACCUUCAUCUGAAGAUUCCAAAGGAAGAAGUCCAGGGAAUUUUGGUGGCACCGCCAGAACACACGGAUGCUGAUUCAGAAGAGGAGACACAGGAAACAGAUCCAGGUCCUGCUUGUCCCAGGCAGAAGACAACUGCUGCAAGAGGAGAUGGUGGGGGUUUUAAGUAUGUAGAACCAGUAAGGAGAAAAGGUGACCGUGAGUUCCUUAAAGGAUUUGAGUGUAAGCAAUGCAAGAAAUUUUAUGAUGCUUUGCAACAGGAUGGUGGAAUUGAUAGCAGUAACAAAAUCCAAUGUGAGCAUCAUGAUGGUGUUUCACGACAUAGGUAUAGAUAUCUACCUCCUUCUACGCCGGAUGGGUUCUGGAAUAUAGGGUUUGAUUCAGAUGCAUGAGAUGAUGCUUGUUUCUGCAUUUGGCUCAAAUAUAAUCUAACCCAAGCAAUAUGAGAAAUUUUAAGAUGCUGUGCUGGAUGACAGUGGAAAAACCCACUGGGGUUUCACAACAUUGAUAUUGAUAUCUACUUCCAACACUGGAAGGGCUCUGGAAUAUGGAAUUUGAUUCAGAUUCAUGAGAUGAUGCUUGUUUCUGAAUUUGGUUAAACUUAAUGAAUCCUAAACAAUCUAAGAAUACAAUGCUGGAACGAGAUGACAUUGGAAAAAGCAGCAGUAACAAAAUCCAACCUAAGCAUCAUGUUGGUGUUUCAUGGCACUGAUAUGAAGAUCUACCCCCAGCACCAGAUGGUCCUCAAAUGUAAGGUCUGUCUCAGAUGCAUGAGGUGCUUCUUAUUUCUGCAUUUGGUUGAGACCUGAUGAACAUAUCACUUGCUGGUGUUUCCAGACCGUGAUCCUGGGGUUGAUGUAAGUUUUGAUGUACUGCUUGUGUAGUGGAAUGUGCAUUACAUUACUUUGAAUCCUUUUUUUUCCAUCUGUAGGGCUGGGUUAUGAGUUUCUUUUGUUAGCAAUGUUGUCAGCUACAUUUCCCAAUCUGUUAACCUAUUUGAUCUGCUCUAGCAAUUUGACUACUCUUAUGUCUA